AUAGCAUUUGGCGUAGUUCAUAUUGUCAAAGUUAAUAUUUGACAGCGUUUAAAUAUGACUAAUGAUAUAUCUAAAAAGAAGGGGAAGAGUUCGGGUGAGAAAAAGGGGAAAAGAAAAGCCAAAAGAAGAGAGACUUACGCGAUGUACAUCUAUAAAGUUUUGAAACAGGUCCAUCCGGACACGGGCAUUUCAAGCAGAGCAAUGAGCAUCAUGAACUCCUUCGUGAAUGACCUGUUUGAGAGGAUUGCCACAGAGGCGUCCCGGCUGGCUCAGUACAAUAAACGCUCCACCAUCACCAGCAGAGAGGUGCAAACUGCGGUGAGACUGCUGCUGCCCGGGGAGCUGGCUAAACACGCCGUGUCUGAGGGAACCAAAGCUGUCACCAAGUACACCAGCUCCAAAUGAAGACUUCAACACCCAUAAAGUUGUUGCGACAAAGAUU
Epinephelus moara (kelp grouper) is the source of this 442-nucleotide messenger RNA. RefSeq lists its product as uncharacterized. The transcript has 2 exons. Lineage: Eukaryota; Metazoa; Chordata; Actinopteri; Perciformes; Serranidae. Gene Ontology annotation, molecular function: DNA binding; protein heterodimerization activity; structural constituent of chromatin. The coding region runs from base 55 to 405 and encodes 116 amino acids. The record is from RefSeq and is a predicted model, not a curated record. Gene Ontology annotation, cellular component: nucleosome.